Rhinichthys klamathensis goyatoka is the source of this 1180-nucleotide messenger RNA. Its product is annotated as gastrula zinc finger protein XlCGF8.2DB. The transcript is spliced from 2 exons. Gene Ontology annotation, molecular function: DNA-binding transcription factor activity; RNA polymerase II cis-regulatory region sequence-specific DNA binding. The record is from RefSeq and is a predicted model, not a curated record. Gene Ontology annotation, biological process: regulation of transcription by RNA polymerase II. The coding region runs from base 72 to 1163 and encodes 363 amino acids. NCBI's taxonomy places the organism in Eukaryota, Metazoa, Chordata, Actinopteri, Cypriniformes, Leuciscidae.
GAUCAUACAUCACCUGUCAUCCUACAAGAGAGGAACAAACAAGCAGGUGUAACAAGUGAAAUAUAUAUACUAUGUAUACCAUAGUAAAGACAGAGUUUGUCGAAGAGGAGAUUGAAGACAUGAGUGAUCCAGAACCAUCCAGAAUAAAACAUGAAGAUACUGAGGAGGAACAAACAGACUUGACAGACAUAAAAGAAGAAAGUGAAGAACCGAAUGAGGUGGAGGAGAAACAUCCAUAUCAGGAAUCUUUAAUAGCUGAAGAAACAUGUUCAAAGACGGAGAAGAACAAAACUCAAAGAACCCGAGCCAAAAACUCCUUCACGUGCCCUCAGUGCGGAAAGAGUUUCACACGAAGAGACAGCCUCAAGGAACAUGUAAGAAUUCACACGGGAGAGAAACCUUUCAGCUGCCACCACUGCGGGAAUAGUUUCACGCGUAAAGAGAGCCUGAAGUAUCACAUGCGAACUCACACCGGAGAGAAACCCUACAUGUGCCACCAGUGUGGAAAGAGUUUCACGUUUAAAAACAACCUCAAGGUUCACGUAAGGAUCCACUCCAGGGAGAAGCUGUUCAUCUGCCCUCAGUGCGGAAAGGGCUUGACGUGUAAAAAAAGCCUUAGGGACCACAUUAGGGUGCACACUGGAGAGAAACCGUUCAAGUGCCAUCGCUGCGGAAAGACGUUCAAGUGGGCGCACAGCCUCAAUAAUCAUCUGCACUCUCAUUCUGGGUUGAAGCCUUUUAACUGCGUUUAUUGUGGUGAAGGUUUUACUUCAUCCUCCAUUCUGAAAAACCACCUGAAGGUUCACACAAAUGAGAGGCCGUAUGUGUGCUCUCUGUGCGGAAAGAGUUUCAUAUGGCCAGGCAAUUUUAAAGAGCACCAGAAAAGACAUACGGGUGAGAGAGAUCACGUGUGCUUUGAGUGCGGCAAGACUUUUACCACAGCUAAACGACUGAAGGAGCACCAGAGGAUUCAUACGGGGGAAAAGCCUUACAAGUGCUCACACUGCGAUAAGAGAUUCACUCAGUCUGGCUCGCUGAAAGUCCACGAGCGAGUUCACACUGGAGAGAAGCCGUACCACUGCCCAAACUGCGGGAGGAGUUUCUCUCAAUUGACAAAUCUUAUCACUCAUAUUAAAAAGCAUUGCAAGAAAUCAUCACAGUGAGAAGGUAUUUUCAUGUC